AUAAAAUUCUCUUUACUAUAUAACACAGCCAAAUUCUCUUACUCAGCACCAAACUCUCUAAUUUCCCUCCCUUAUAUAAAUAAACUCAUUUCCCUUCCCAAAAUCAUUCAUUCAUUUCCCAAGAAAAAAGAAUAGAAUACCAAACUUCCCCUUUCAAAUUUCUUUCUAGCUCUGUGUUUUCCUCUGAAUAAACUCAUAAUCAAGAAAUGGCCUUGGCUGUAACAAACUCAAAUAUAUCUCCAAGAAAACUAAGGGAUGAUCUUUAUUUUUACUCAUAUCAACAAGACUCAAAUAUUCCAUUAGUGAUCUCAGUUCUUGCUUCUUUAAUUGAGAGAAAUUUGGCAAGGAAUCAAAGAAUAGCAAAAAACUGUACAUGGGCAUUAUCCAAGAAUGUAAGAACAAGAGUAUUUGAUUGCCAUGAAACACCAGAUAUGACAAUACAAUCAUAUUUGGAGAGAAUAUUUAGAUAUACAAGAGCUGGACCUUCAGUUUAUGUGGUUGCUUAUGUAUAUAUUGAUAGAUUUUGUCAACUCUAUCCUGAGUUCAGAAUUAGUCCAAGAAAUGUACAUAGGCUACUUAUUACCACUAUUAUGGUUGCUUCCAAAUAUGUUGAAGACAUGAAUUAUAGGAAUUCAUAUUUUGCCAGAGUUGGAGGAUUGACAACAAAUGAAAUGAACAAAUUGGAGAUGGAGUUUAUAUUCAUGAUGGGGUUCAAGUUUCAUGUGAAUGUAAGUGUUUUUGAGAGUUAUUGCUGCCAUUUGGAAAGGGAAGUGAGCAUAGGAGGAGGCUAUGAAAUUGAGAGGACUAUAAGGUGUGCUGAGGAAAUCAAAUCAAAACAAAGAGAAGAAAGAAGAUGUAGCCAAAUUACUAGAGUUUUGCUCUAAUUCAAUUUCAUAAUGGGAGUUUUUCUAUAACAAAUUGUAAAUGCUAUGUAAAGGAGUUUUCAAUGUUUUUGCUGUGUAACAAAGCAUAGUAGAAGUUCUCAAAUGUAACAAGUUUUGCUUAGGCUUUCUGCAGUGAAAAUAUUUGAUUUUGAAAUCACUUUAAA
Molecule: messenger RNA, 1048 nt
Organism: Nicotiana attenuata
Lineage: Eukaryota; Viridiplantae; Streptophyta; Magnoliopsida; Solanales; Solanaceae
Product: cyclin-U2-2-like
Exons: 2
Coding region: 207-884 (225 amino acids)
Biological process (GO): regulation of cyclin-dependent protein serine/threonine kinase activity
Molecular function (GO): protein kinase binding
Source: RefSeq, a predicted model, not a curated record